UACAUUCCUCGAUGGCAGUAUUACAUGAAUAAAUUGUCACCAAUAGAACUAGUCAAAUCUGGAUUUCACAUUGGUUCAACUAUGCUGUUUGGAGGAGAUGACAGUGAUGAUGAUGAUGAUGUUGAUGUAAAAAAUGAUGAUGCUGAAAAUGAUAAUUYGGAUGGAGAUAURAAUGUUGAUACAGAUAGUGGUGCUACGAAUAAUGAUAAGAAUAUUGAAAAAGAGCCAGAAUYAUUAUCAAAAGAUGGCGAAAAGAAAAAGGACAAUAAUGACAAAAAAGAUAAACAGAAAGACAGUACGGAUGUUGGCGACCCGRAAAAUUCUAAAAGCUAUACAGGAAUGGUCGACAAUGUGUUGAAAAGUGACACUGUAGAAAAGGCCAAAAACAUAUUGCAAAGUGACGCUGCCAAAGAAACUGCAAAAUCUUUAGUCAGUAUGUUUGUACCUGGAGGACCAACGAUUAUUGCUUUAGCGGAUGCUGCUUCAAAAUAUCAAAGUGCGGAUGGCGCAGUUGAUAAAGUGGGAGAUAAAUUACCUAUUUGAAAUAAUAGUCUAUUUCAUUAUGAAAUUAAAUUAAAAUUUUGAAAAUCAUUCAUUUAGAUGUUGAUGUUAAUUGAUAAUUCACCAACUUGAAUAUGUUGUUAUGUUAGACAAUAAAUAAAAUUGGUGUAACUUU
Messenger RNA from Diuraphis noxia (Russian wheat aphid), 676 nucleotides. RefSeq lists its product as uncharacterized. NCBI's taxonomy places the organism in Eukaryota, Metazoa, Arthropoda, Insecta, Hemiptera, Aphididae. The record is from RefSeq and is a predicted model, not a curated record.